UCUCACCAGCAGCGUACGUUUGUGACACGGCCCUACAUGCCGGUCGGACUAGCGCUGGGAGCCGCGCACUGGGUUGUGUGUUGGACUUAUUGGAUUUGACCGGUGUCUUUAACUUGAGCCGAAGAGCUUGUGCAUAUAUUUAAACACACAAUGUUUUUAAAAGAUGUGGCACCUGUUUGCGAAUGUUGCAGAAAACGGGACUGCUUGCCUUGCUGUUGAUGGUGUUGGAGUGGACCCGGCCAGGCCUACCGUCCCCGCUGAGGCCCAUCUGUGACCUGAGGGUCCUGAACCAUUUCAUCAAAGAAGCACGAGACGCAGAAGACGCUAUGAAAUCCUGUAGAGAAGGAUGCAGCCUGUCAGAAUCAGUUACUGUGCCCCAAACCACAGUCGACUUUGAAAUCUGGGAGAAUAAAAAUGGAUCGGAGCAAGCCCAGGAGGUGCAGUCUGGGUUAUAUCUCUUACAACAGGCCCUGAGCUUGCUACGGUCCUCAGUCACCAACACAGCACUGCACAGCCACAUAGAUAACUCCCUCAGAAACCUGCUCAGCAUCAAUGCUGUGCUGCGUAGCCUCAACAUCCAGGAAUAUACCCCACCAGCAAGUGCAGCAGAGCUGGAGGGAACCUGGCGGUUGUCCACGGCAACAGAUUUGCUUCAAGUCCAUGUCAACUUUCUGCGAGGCAAAGUGCAUCUCCUUCUUUCGGAUGCACAGGCUUGUCAGCAAGAUGUCAGCUGAUCACCCUACUCUAGACAAAGCUGAUUUGUGUUUCCGAAGGCUAGAGAAGGGACACGGUUGACCUGCACGCUGGCUGCUGGAAGCAGUGCGGACAGAGAGAAAAACGCAGCUGUCCUCACAUACAGGGAGGAAGCUGGAAGGAGAGGACGGUCCCAGCUAAGCUUUGGAUGGACAGGAGAUGAUUGCACCUCGGGAUGCCAAUGUGAAAUAUGGAUAAUUGCAAAGCGCACACUGACCAAAAUGAGGCCUGUGUGAAGCACUGCUCCAAAAGCUGUUCUUCUGGCACUCUCUUGCACUUCUGUGUGUCUGUACGUGUGUGUGUGCGUGUGUGUGAGAGAGUUAAGACUGCAAGUUUAAAUCUAUACAUAGUGUCAGUCACCUCUUUAGAGUGAAACACAGAAAAUAUUGAUUGCACCUGGAAAUUGGAGGUCUGUGAGUUCGCAACAGGGCAUCCAUUUCCAAUACCACUGCAAAAAAGCAAAAACCAAUGUGGCCUCGCACCACAAGCCUUUAACAUUUUUCAACUAUGCCUCACAGACACAUUAGUCUCUUCUCUUGGAUUUUUUUCAAUGAAAAUUUUUAUACAUUUGUAAGUUGUGUGAUUACUAUUUAUACAGAUUUUCUACUUUUAAGCUCCAGUCUUUGUAUUUUUUAGCAUCAGAUCUUUAAGAAUCUAGUUGGGCUCUCAUUGCCAUGUUCUCUUGUGUAACAUAUUUACAAAGCUAUCGGUUGACAUCAUUUACAAUGGCACGCUGCUGUCUUUCUUUUAUAUGUACCUGACUAGCUGUUAGUUUCACAUUGCAUGCUCCAGAGGAUCAGUUACAGUAAACUAGUGAGCAAGAGGUCAGUGAGGAGGCGGUUCGACGGUUACAUGAGAACUGUGAAGCUGUUCUGUCAUUAUCUGUGUUUUUGUUACUGCCUAACCAACACUUAGUCCCAGUCUCUACACUGAUAGCCAGACUGCCAGGAAAAAUGCUGUUUGGCUUUUACAAUUUACAUCCUGUGAGGCUGCAAUUGCAAAAAGUUUCCCAGUGUCUGACGUUAACACGGUCUCUUCCCUUCCUCUAUUGCACGUCAUCAAAAAGCAGGCAGGCAAUUAGUUAGUCCUGGGAACUUGAGGCUUUCUAUAAAAUGGAUGCUCAACGCUUUCAGCCCGGUUAAGUGCUCUUCCUUGUUUUUAAUUCCGUAUUUCUAAAUCAUGUUGUGGAAGUGCAAGAUGUUUUUAAGGAUGUUUGUGUUUGUACAUGUUUUCUUUCCUGUUAUUUUUGUGUUUUUUU
Perca flavescens (yellow perch) is the source of this 2011-nucleotide messenger RNA. It is a transcript of the gene epoa, whose product is annotated as erythropoietin a. Lineage: Eukaryota; Metazoa; Chordata; Actinopteri; Perciformes; Percidae. Gene Ontology annotation, biological process: nucleate erythrocyte development. The coding region runs from base 183 to 734 and encodes 183 amino acids. The transcript is spliced from 5 exons. Gene Ontology annotation, cellular component: extracellular region. Gene Ontology annotation, molecular function: hormone activity; cytokine activity; erythropoietin receptor binding. The record is from RefSeq and is a predicted model, not a curated record.